AUGUAUAGUUCCACUACAAGUGUUCUUGAAACUUUGAAAGAUGAUGUAUCCGCUAAAUAUGCAAGAGGCGAAGCAAAUGAUCUUUUACUUUUAAUGGAUAAUUUUAAUUUUGCACUCACUUUGCAUUUGAUGAAAAAUGUCUUAGGUAUUUCAAAUGAGUUUUCGCAAGCAUUGCAAAAGAAAAAUCAAGACAUCGUCAGUGCCAUGAACUUGGUUAACAUCACAAAGAAAAGAUUACAAAAUCUAAGAGAUGAUGGGUGGGAACCUUUAUUGGAAGAGGUGAGUUUAUUUUGCAUUGAACAUGAUAUUGACAUUCCGAAUAUGGAUGAUAUAUUCUUUCGUGGUAAAUCAAAAUGUGGAAGUGAUUCUCAUUCUAUCACAAUAAGGAAUCACUAUCGCAUUGAAUUAUUUUAUAUUGUUCGGGACAUGCAGCUUCAAGAACUUAACAAUCGUUUUAAUGAGACAAAUAGUCGAUUGCUCAUUUGUAUGGUUUGUUUGUGUCCAAGUAACUUGUUCUUUACUUUUGACAAGGCAAAAUUGAUGGAAUUUGCAAAGUUUUAUUCAAGUGAAUUUUGUCCGACUAGUUUGGUGAUGCUUGAUAAUCAAUUUGAGACUUACAUAAUUGAUAUGCGUAUGAGUGCUGAAUUUGCAUCUUUGAAAGGAAUAAAUGAUCUUUCGAAAAAGUUGGUUGCAACUAAAAGGCAUAUUGUUUAUCCAUUACUUUAUAAGCUUUUGAAGUUAGCAUUGAUUUUACCUGUCGCCACAGCAACUGUUGAACGAUCCUUUUUUGCUAUGAAGAUUUUGAAGACUAGAUUGCGUAACCGAAUAGGAGAUGAGUUGAUGAACAAUUGUCUUGUAACUUAUAUUGAGAAAGAUGUGUUCUCUAAAAUUGAUAAUGAGUUGAUUAUUCAACGGUUUCAAAACUUGAGACCGCGUAGAGGACAAUUAUAG
This is a messenger RNA of Vicia villosa (hairy vetch), 951 nucleotides long. RefSeq lists its product as uncharacterized. The coding region runs from base 1 to 951 and encodes 316 amino acids. The record is from RefSeq and is a predicted model, not a curated record. Gene Ontology annotation, molecular function: protein dimerization activity. The transcript has a single exon. Lineage: Eukaryota; Viridiplantae; Streptophyta; Magnoliopsida; Fabales; Fabaceae.